AUGGACAAAAAUCUGCAAGUCAGUAAGUUACAAGAGGUGGAUUUGCCUUUUGGGUUUACGCCCAGAUUGAGCAUGUCUGAGAGAGAUCGUUGCAAAAGCGAAGAAGUUGUUCUAUUAGGAAAUUUUGAUGGGAUUGAAGAAGAUGAGCUGUCGUCGAGCGACUCGUUAAAUCUAUUACUGGAACGACAAAGACAGCGACAGUUGAAUCAUCCCUUGCAUCAACACCACAUUAAGACAUCUUCUGUGCAACGUGCAACACGCAAGGUGAAAGAAACAAAUAAGAUUUCGCUUGAAUAUGACCCUAUAUCUAAGCGUAAGGUGUUAAAUACAUAUGAGAUUAUUAAAGAGUUAGGUCGUGGCCAGCAUGGUAAGGUGAAGUUGGCGCUUGACUUGGUAACGAAACAGCAAGUAGCCAUAAAGAUUGUUGACCGGCACAAUAAGAGAACUUCAUGGAAGUUAACGAAACCUGCUAAACAUGAGGAGAAUGAUAAAAUACGGAGAGAAAUAGCUAUCAUGAAAAAAUGCGACCAUGAGCAUGUUGUGAAGUUGAUUGAGGUUCUUGAUGACAUGAAAUCUAGAAAAAUUUAUUUGGUAUUGGAAUAUUGUUCUAAAGGAGAAGUAAAAUGGUGUCCUGGCGACCAACUUGAAAUUGCUGCUCGUGGGCCUCCUCUUCUAACUUUUCAAAGAACUAGGGAAAUUCUCAGAGGCGUCGUUCUUGGCUUGGAAUACCUACAUUACCAAGGGAUUAUUCAUAGAGAUAUUAAACCAGCAAACCUUCUUCUUUCUGAAAAUGACGUCGUGAAGAUAUCGGACUUCGGUGUAUCUCUUGCAUCUUCCAAGUCUUCUUCUUGUGCUUCGUCAUCCUCAUCUCUGUCUUCUGCAGUAGCUGGGUUUGGAGCAGAGGGGCCAGAUGAGUUGGAAUUGGCCAAGACAGCGGGUACUCCAGCCUUUUUCGCUCCUGAAAUAUGUUUGGGUAAUGAUGUAUAUCAAAAGUUGGAGAUUGAUAGAGAAGAAAUUCCAACAAAGGGGCCUUUAGUCUCAUUCAUGAUAGAUAUUUGGGCUUUAGGAGUCACAUUGCAUUGCCUAUUGUUUGGAAAGUUACCAUUUAUUUCUGACUUUGAAAUGGAGUUGUUUGAGAAAAUUGUUAAUGAUCCUUUGAAAUUUCCAAGUUAUUUGGAUAUGAAAGAAAACAAUGUAUCCCAACUAUCCUGUGAAGAUGAAUAUGAAGCAGCUAAAGAUUUAUUGAAUAAGUUGCUGGAAAAAAAUCCCUUUAAGCGAAUAACCAUAUCGGAGAUCAAAAGGCACCCCUUUGUCUGUUGGGACUUUAACAAUACCCAGGGUCUGGAUGAAAAAUACGCUUCUUUAAAGUUAUCUGAACAGACAACAUUUUGUAGGAAUGAAGCUGAAUGUUAUCAACAAAUUUCAGUUUCCCUUGAUGAAGUGGAUAAUGCUGUGUAUGGUAUCGGUAAAGGAUUAAAAAAAUCAAUGAUGGAUACUCUACUGGGCGUUUCAAGUGGGAAUAAUAAGAACAAUAUGGGAUCUAGUUCGAAGAACAUCAUGAAUUUCUUUAACAAAAAUUCAUUAACCAACAACGACCAUAAAGAGAUACCAGAUUCUUUGAGUUACGCUGAAACACUUAGAAAAUCAACGUUUUCUCCAACUGACAUAGACAGUGUAAACAUUAUCUUAAGCGAAGGUCCAAUUGCCUCCAGUAGAGAUCAAUUACCCGCUUACUGUUCAAUUCCUUCGUUGCAUACUCAUCAGGCUACGGUUCAACCCGAACUGAGCGCCCGUGAAUUAUUUCAAAGAGAACUACAAAAAUUUGACACUGAAAUAGAUCCAAAUUCCAUUGUUUCGUUGCCGGUCAACUCUUCAUUUGCUUCAUUGGAUAGUCUAUACAUUGAUAACUACGCGUUAAACGGCGUGUCGUUGUGUGAAACAGAACACCAACAACGUUCUCCUCAACACGGGCAAACAGCACAUGCAGCUAAAAAUCCCCAAAAUAAUAAGAGCACUGGCUCAUUAUUGAGUCCAAUCAAUAAUUUACAUGUAACUACGACUCCAAAACCUCAUGAUAAACGACUGCCAUCUCCUCCUGUAUUGAGUAUCAACACCCUCACUCUCGAUUCAAACAGAAGUAAUCGCAUUCCUAGGUCGAACAUGUUUUCACCGCAAUCAGGGGGCAAUCUCUCCAGGCGUUCUAGUGCUGAAUUUUCAAGUGCCGCUACGACAAGUCGUUUCAAAAUGACUCCGAGUACUGGUGUGACAUCUUCUGUCAAUGUAUCUAGUAGAUUUGAUAGUCGCGAUUUUGCAUCAGAUUUUGCCACACCUCGUCUUUCAGAUAGUACCACAAGUGCAUCUGCGACAAUAGUUGCACAUAGAAACGAAUAUACGCCCAUAAUUGAACCCGACUGCCGAACCUCUCAUAAUUCAAAACUGGCAAAUCGCACCUCCAAAAGAAAGGGUAUCUUCCACGGAUUGCAUGGUAGCGAUGAUGAGAAGGAUUCUGAAACUACCAAUUCUGAUGGAUCAUCUAAUUUGGAGUCAUGCGGUACAUACAGUUACAGUGGUAAUAAAUCUGAUACUGAAUCUCUACCAUUUGAAUUUGGAAUCGAUUCCGAAAACGGAAGUGAUGUUUCACUAAGAAAUGUUCCGGAAGUGAGAGGGGUUGGACCCUUCUACGAACGCAGGAGGUCGCAGAAUUUAUAUUGUGAUGAUGGAAUUAUGGAUGAUAACGAUAAAUUAAUGUCGGAUAUGGGCUCAAUUGGUCAUUCCUUGCGAGUUUGUUCGCCCAGCAAUAACAAGUUGCAAAACUGUGAUCAGAGGUCCCCCUUUAAAACUCCAAAGGCCCAGUCGAUUCAACAACAUUCGUCAAAUCAGCUACAUCUAGGCUUGAACUGUGAUAGUGUGACAACGUUGACUCAUAUCCAAUCUGGUCGUCGUAAUUACUCACAAGGUGAAAGUACAACCACUCCUGUUGCUGGUUCUAAUUGCAAUCACCUCCUGUCCUACAAUGAACAUAUGAAAUACAGUGUUGACGUUCCCGAUGAUGUCUUGGACAUGAUUCCGGAACUCAAGAGAGAGGUUAUUAAUUCAACGAGCCCAGCUCCACUAACAUAUGGCACCAAUGGAUGGCUAUUACCUCAUGCUCCCUCUCCAGCUACAACACAGGAAACGCAUAUUGAUCAAGUUUUGAGUACUACAACGAAUGAUUCUUCCCAUAUAUCUUCUAAAGACUUAUUGCAAAGUGUUUUAAGCUCUACAGGUACCUCUAGAAGAGGCUCCGUCGCAGUAAUGCAGUCCAUGCUGUCUCCUAAUAUAACCCCUGAUACGGGUGAUGAUAGCGCCCGUUUUCUUGGGUUAAAUAAGAAACAAACCACGUUUCAACGUUUAGAUUAUAAAAAGCGGAACGAAUCAUUUACAGUUAAUAAUAGGCUUAUUCAUUCCAGUGGAAAUGAAACAGAUAGUCGCCGGCUGAGGUCACAGUCGAUCACAGUUGCAAAACUAGCAAAAUGUGAACAUGAUGCAUUAAUUGGAUAUAAAUGA
This is a messenger RNA of Eremothecium cymbalariae DBVPG#7215, 3546 nucleotides long. RefSeq names its product serine/threonine protein kinase SAK1 (gene SAK1). Bases 1 to 3546 code for a protein of 1181 amino acids. The record is from RefSeq and is a predicted model, not a curated record. Gene Ontology annotation, molecular function: protein kinase activity; ATP binding. The transcript has a single exon. NCBI's taxonomy places the organism in Eukaryota, Fungi, Ascomycota, Saccharomycetes, Saccharomycetales, Saccharomycetaceae. Gene Ontology annotation, biological process: protein phosphorylation.